Vollenhovia emeryi is the source of this 2074-nucleotide messenger RNA. RefSeq names its product myosin-4-like. Lineage: Eukaryota; Metazoa; Arthropoda; Insecta; Hymenoptera; Formicidae. The record is from RefSeq and is a predicted model, not a curated record. The transcript has 12 exons. The annotation marks the transcript as partial.
GCUAAACGCGAAACGCUUGCACGACACGCCGACAGAGGGCGGUAAGUCACGUGCGCGCGCGUUGGGCGACACGAAAUGUUACUAAAUGCGAAGCAAUUUUUAUUUUUCCGAGAAUUAAUGCAAUUUGCAUCGCAUCCUACGAGCCGGAUAUCUAAUCGGAUUUUCGCGAAGCGGCUUCUACCGCGAUUACAACGAUCGCUCGUUUAUCGCGAUGGAAAAGAAGGAAAAAGAGAGAAAAUUAUCCGCGAGAAGAGACCGGCUUGAAGUUGUCGCAGUUUGACUUCCUUAUUUUUGCAACAAUGCUUACCUGCCUUGUUCAGUGAGGCGAAGCCGCAAGCCGACGGUCGAAUCGAGCCCGUAAGCUGAUAUUGAAACGUAAAAAACAAAAACUAAAAUGCAGGAAGAGAAAGCUCGCGCGGGCACGCAAACCGGCGGCAGGUUCAUCGAUACGCUGGUCGCACAAUGGAUGAACCGAACGGGAAGCAAUAUUCCGUUUCAGCAAGCGGAAGAGCAGGUAGCCGAGAGUUCGAACGCGCAGGCAGACAAGCGGCAAACCCAGCAGAGUCAAGAAAGUGUGAUUCAAAGUCUAAAACGGAAACUGAAGGAGAGCCAAGAGGCGGAGGCUUCCUUAUCCGCCUCCUUGGAGACGGAGGUGCGCAACAGGGAGGAGAUUCAAACCAAAGUGAACGCCACUUGGGUGUACAUCGAGAAUAUCACGGAGUAUUUCAAUUACAUCAAAGAGAGCCUCGCCAGCUUUCAGCAGCACCGCGACAAUUUGUCCAACUUGUAUGAUAGCGUGAUUUUGAAGCAACAGGAAGCCAUCCAAAAGCUGCAGCUGAACGACACGAGGUCGAAAGAUCUGGAGAAUCGUGUCGCGCAACUGAAAAAUAAGUCGCUACUUCAAGAGGAAAGAUUACAAGAGGCAGUGGCGGAGCAGAAUAAAUUGCGGAAGCAAUUGGAAAAUUCUGAAUACGAGCUGCAGUUGCAAAGAAAUGAAUUGACGAAUGCACAUGUCGAGGAAAAGUUGACACUCGUCAAAGAGCAGCAACGGUUGGUCUUAGAACAUGAAAAUUUACAAUCGAGACUGCAGACGAUCGAGAAAGAGAAAUGCGUCAUCGCGAAAUCGAGCGUACAACUAGAGAAUAAAUUGCUACUUGAAGAAAAGAAAGUGGAAGAGGCGCUGACGGAGCAAAAUAAGUUGAAAAAGCAAAUGGAGAAUGCCGAACGCGAAUUCCAUUCUCAGAAAAAUGAAUUGGCGAACGCACACGCCGAAGAAAAGAAACUGCUUAUCCAAAAACAGUUGCAACUAGAACUAGAAUCGCAAAGUUUGCAAUCACGAUUGAGUAUGUUAGAGCAAGAUAACGGGAAUAUUACGGAAAUAGUCGCGCAAAGAGACGCGCUUAUCUCAAAACUUCAGGAUGAAGUCUCCAAGUCUACAAAUCAACUGGAUAUGAUGAUUACGAAAUAUGAAGAGUUGAACACUGCCUGUGAGGCAUUAACGGAGAAGCAAAAUAUGCGGGAGAAUGAAUUGCUUACAAAAACAGCAACAAUUCAGAAUUUAGAGAUGAUGUUGAAGGCAACAAAGCAAAGGGAGGCAGGUCUUAUUAAUGACGUAAACAAAAUGGACAAAAAAUUAACUGACGAAAUAAAUUAUUCCAAGAAUCUCGAAAAUAAGCUUUCGAACGUGCAGAGGGACUUUCAACUUGCACAAAAACAGAACACUGAGAUACAGCAGACUCUAGAGAGAACUAAGAGCACCAACGAGUCUGCCAAUAUCGACCUGCAGCAGCAAGUGAAGAUUCUUCAAAGGGAAAAAGAAGAAAUUAUGAAACGAGAAAGCCUGAAGGUUAAGAACGCAGAGACUUUGUAUGAAAAUAAGCAAAGCAAACAUGCUGAAGAAGUUUAUACUUUGAAGAACAAUUAUGAAACACGAUUAAAUGAAUUUAGAAAGACCAUAGACCACCUAAAUGAGGUGAUCAAUGGCACCAAGAAAGAAACUAGCGUGCUGAACAAAUCUUUAACGGAAACAAAAGCGGAGAAUAUCAGUUUAAAAAGUAAUUGCGAGUUUCUCACA